This is a messenger RNA of Linum tenue, 258 nucleotides long. The record is from the annotation of a GenBank genome assembly. Lineage: Eukaryota; Viridiplantae; Streptophyta; Magnoliopsida; Malpighiales; Linaceae.
UGCAAAAGAGAGUGCUUAGGUUCCACAAAGUUUCAUAAUCAUGCCUCUCUCUAUCUCAUUGGCUCGAAAAGCAUUGUUGCGAUGAAGCAAACCUGGUCAUGCGUAUUGUUGUUUAUUAGAACCCUUCCGACAUAAGAUAAGAUAAAAAGCUUUCUCAUUCCAUUUUCUGCUGCACCCACUAUGAACAAUGCUUUUCAAGAAAAACCCAAUUUCCCAUGCAAACAAACUCUAUAAUUGCUCCCACCAACGUCUCGAGCC